Molecule: messenger RNA, 480 nt
Organism: Pisolithus orientalis
Lineage: Eukaryota; Fungi; Basidiomycota; Agaricomycetes; Boletales; Pisolithaceae
Product: RNA polymerase I
Exons: 4
Coding region: 1-480 (159 amino acids)
Biological process (GO): DNA-templated transcription
Cellular component (GO): RNA polymerase II, core complex; RNA polymerase III complex; RNA polymerase I complex
Molecular function (GO): DNA-directed RNA polymerase activity
Source: RefSeq, a predicted model, not a curated record
AUGUCGUCGACAUCAUCAAACGUCGUCUUCGACGAUAUCUUCACCAUCUAUGCUAUCGACAAAGAAGGGAGAAAAUUUGACAGAGUGUCUCGGUUGUACGCGCGGUCGAGAAACUACGACAUGGACAUGACACUGGACUAUGACGUAGAACUAUUCCCUGUAUCAAAUGACCAAACUGUUGCUAUGGCUCUCGCAUCGUCCUUGUCGCGUGACAGUGCCCAAGCAGGUGCUGGCGAAGGGGCUGAUGUGGAGGACAAGGAUAGGGAUGUUUGGCGUCCCGAUGGCAAGGGUAGAAGGGGCCUCGAGGAAGAUUACGACUACGUGAUGUACGGAAGGGUCUACAGAUUCGAUGGAGGAAAUGCCGAGACAGUGACGGUGUAUGCAUCAUUUGGAGGACUACUGCUAUCGCUAACGGGGUCCUUCCGCCACAUGGCAAACAUCGUAUUGAACGACCCAAUUUUCAUUUUACUUAGAAAAUAA